AUGUUCUAUGCCAGUCUCUUCUUUUGCAUCGGCUGGGUCAUAAGAGCCAUCUCAGUACGACAACCAGACAGUCUUCCCUUGUACAUGAUAUCGACCAUCUUUAUUUAUCUUGCACCACCCAUCUACUCUGCUGCCGAAUACAACACUCUCGGACGACUGAUGCACUACCUGCCCAUGCACUCCAUCAUCAACCCGAACCGCGUGGUCUACAUAUUCGUCUUUCUCGGCUCGUUAGUCGAAGUCUUCACUGCAAUUGGAGCAUCGUGGAUCGCAGCAGGAAACGGACGUCAGGACAAGGAUCGUCUGAGUUCUGGUGCGACGUUUAUGGCUGUUGCUGUUAUUCUCCAAGCUGCGAUCGAGAUUGGAUUCAUUGCCAUGGUUGGAAUUCUUCACAGGCGUUGUUCGCGGGCCAACAUGCUACCUUCCAAUGUCAAGACAUUAUUCAUUAUGCUUUACGGUACUUCGAUACUGAUUAUUAUCCGCUGUGUCUUUCGCGCCGUCGAGACAUUUGAGCUUCGGGACAUUCUUGCGAGCGGCGAGGAUAACAGCCAUGCACUCAUGAAGCGCGAGUGGCCCUUUUACGUGCUGGAAGCUAUUCCGGUUGCUCUGUAUACUUAUUGGCUUAAUAUUAUCCACCCUGGACGGUAUUUGCCUUGUGAUCAGCGACAGUAUCUCGACUUUGAUGGCAAGACGGAACGUAUGGGACCUGGGUGGUUGCACAAGCGACACUGGGUUAUGUAUGUGGCUGAUCCGUUUGACUUUAUUGGAAUGUUGUCGAUGGAAAAGAGAGAUGCUUAUUAUCUUCGACCGCAUGAGUGGCCCGAGACAGAGAAUUGCUUUGCUCAGGGCAAGGGAUCAAAUGUUAAGCCGGGGAAAUAUACAAGGGUCUCGAAAGGGGAGUCGCAUGAGUCUGAUGUCUGA
Molecule: messenger RNA, 921 nt
Organism: Fusarium poae
Lineage: Eukaryota; Fungi; Ascomycota; Sordariomycetes; Hypocreales; Nectriaceae
Exons: 2
Coding region: 1-921 (306 amino acids)
Cellular component (GO): membrane
Source: RefSeq, a predicted model, not a curated record